UCAUCAAGACGAUUAUUUCACUUCUACAGUAGAUUCUGAACGGUAGAUUUCCUCGUAUAAUCGGUUUUCGGGACCAGCGGUAUUGGUUGUUUUACUUCAUUAUGAAAGCAUUUAUAUUUCUAGGACUUGCAAUACUGCUGUUAGAAAUAAUGUGGAACUAUCCCCCACUGGUCAAUGCAUAUGCUCGAGACACAUUCAACGGCACGAUACAUUUUGUGUGGUACAUGAUUAAACUGACGCUAAUCUUCUUUGUUGGAUUUCUGGUUGGAUACAUUGGUACAUUUGUCUAUGUGAUCUACUGUCAUUACGGUCGUACGAGGCGGUUACCUGGAAUCACUCGGGACACCCCGACAAAUGGAGGAAGUAGGGAUCUCAACGCAAGUGGAGACCACGAAGAAUUCUUGGAUUUUCCCGAGGUGGCUAUGAUUGAUGAGGAUGCUCCUCGUACUCGUCACAGAAGAAUGAUUUCAACCAUGCUAAGGGAUCAGGUACCGUCGACAGAAUUAAUACGAGAUGAAGUUCGUGAGGCUUUAUUAGAAUCAAUCAAGGAAGAAUUCUGCACGCCGUCACCAUCACGGUCACCAACUGAAUAUCGAACUCCUCUACCAUCACCGCGUUCGCAAGAAGGUGAAGUUGACCAUCAGACUGGAUCGGCCUACUUUUUGAACACUGUUAAUGUGGAUAACGAGCAAAAGUCGUUGAUGAUGGAAUCGACGAGUGAUGUCACACCCAGUGUCGAACUAGAUUCGGACUGUCAGAUUCAGGCUGUCACAAAACCGGCGUCAAAUAAAUGUUUAGAAUCGUCUGGAAAUAGCCAGUUACAUUUCAGGCUGCAGCAAUUUCCGCGCGGGUUGAUAAAGGUAAAUAUGAUUGGUAUGGUUCAUACGAUGUGAUUGAUAUGAUAAGGUUGAUAUGGUUGAUAGCCGUGUUUGUCCCCGAAGGCCAUGUUCUUGGAAACAUAUAUCCGAUUGCUGGGAAUCUCCUGCGCGGUAAUGUUAAUGAGGUUUCUUUCCGUGUAGCGUCCUAUGUAUUUACGUAAUAUUCAGAGCAAACUUGCAUGAUAUCGCAUUUGUAUCAUGUUGUGGGGGAUUAUUUACGUAGGUUUCAGUGGACUGUUUCGACACUACUGGACCUUGGAUGACUUUUGAUGAGGAGAAAGUUUGUGGAGCCAAUGAAUGCAUGAAAAUGCUGAAGGACCGUCUCCCUAACCUAACCAACAUGUACACAUUUCACGGUGAUGAACACGUCACAGCUUGGUCCAUUCAACUUACCCUUGACCAUCUCUCCUUAUGUUUAACAGCGUGGAGGUGGAUUGUCGAAGAUGCCGAGGAACUUAGAUUGUGUCAGCCAGGAUGGAACGAAAUUUGCAAAGAUUUCAAACAACUUAGCCAAUCCAUCAAGGCCAACUUGUGGAGUUGUGGGUUUAGCAAAAAAUCGUACAAGGAACUAUCCCUGGAGAUUUCAAAAGAUUUUGAUUCAUUAUCGUUGAAUUUGGGUAUUGUAAAAAUUGUAAGAACUUCAAUCCAUAUUAUGGUGCGUUCUUACUUACCUUAUAUUUAUUUAAAGGUAAAAAACCAUACAUUUUUGGGGACACACCAACAGAAAUUGACUGUUUUGCUUUCUCUGUUCUGUGUCAAAUUAUGUGGGGUCAUGAAUCUAUUCUACGUGAAAAAUUACGAGAAUCUGCUAACCUCUCGGAAUAUUGUAUACGAACUCGUGAGCGUCUCUGGCCAGAUUGGGACGACCAGUUAGGACUGGAAGACUACUUGAUGCAUACUAAUUCGGAUGAUGUCCGCAGUGAAGAUCACAUUCUAACUGAAACGCAAACAUCUAAACAUUCUACUAGCUUCCGUGAUCAGUAUUACAAACUUGUUCCCUUGGAUGACUGUGACUCGUUCACUUCUGAUUGUUUGGCGUCAUCGUCAAUCUGCAGUCAUAAAAAUGGUGCUCCGCCUGACGAACGCGUCUUAUUUUGCGCUCGGUGCAAGGUGUCAACUUGUCAACCAUCAUCGGAUCACCCCGCUCGUUUAGUUGUUCUCUAUCCUGAUGCUGAUGCAGAAUACUUUGACGACGAAUUGAGUGACAUGCAAAAAAUUUCGUAUUCGUCUCAUCGCGGUGGUGCAACAAUUUUAUAAAAAUUUAUAAAACAACUUCAUCUAUCAUAUAGCGCAUAAAUAUGUGGUGUAAUUAAUUAUGAAUAUAUGUAGAAGUAUGUACGUAUCAAAGCCAUGCCAUAUUAUUUUAAUCUUAUUAAAGUAUAUUUAAUCUUAUUAUAGUGGUACCAAACAUUUAAUCGAUUUUACGAUAACCUAAACAAUAUGUAAACAUUCAUAAGUCAUCAAAGACUGUUGGCUAUGAUGCAAUAAAUAUUUAGUUCAUUGGCAGUGCGGAAUUUACUGAUAAUUUUUCCAAUUCCAAAAACUUCUAAUUCCAAGACGACGAUUCGAGAGCCUCAUAAAAAUAAUCCAGCUCCCAAAAAAAUAAAUGUCCUGAAUAAUUUAUUUCAAUUCGAGUAUUCCUACAAAAUCAAUAUCAAUUUGGAUCGCACCCACACAACAAAUUUCAAAAUUAAUUGUUCAAUUGAGAGAUUCAAAAUUAGUCGUGACCAUGUCGUCCAUCAGACCCAACUUGGCAUAUCCAGAACCUGUUUCCUCGGACUCAUCCGUCGCUGGAUUUUUUGAACAGCGGAGUUUUCGAAGACUUGUGGCGGUACUUGGUAUUGGAUCGGCAGUGGUUCUGGCCUACUCUGCAUUCAAGAAACACUUGUUCCUCCCUACACCCAGUCUCGAUGACUUCACCAAGGAAAUUGAAGCCGAGAUUCCAAUCCCUGUGACGAUAGCCGAUGAUGUCGUUGGAGAUGGGAACGUGAAUGCGAACGAAGAAACGGAAACUGAAGAGCCGCCCCCCAAGAAAGAGAAAGUUAUUCUGUACCAAGUUCCUCGGGGAUUCUUCACCCCAGUAAUUUCACCAUUUGGGCUAACGCUGGAAACUUUCCUUCGAGUGGCAGACAUUGAACAUGAGGUGGUGGUACGAACUACCAUUGACGGCUCAGAGACUCCUUGGGUCAAGGUUGGAGAUGAAGAAAUCAAGAACCACAAGCAAUGCAUUAGCUUUCUCACGAAAAAGUUCAAUAUUAACCUGUUGGAAGAAGCAACAUCAAGUCGAAAGACGGCUGCAAGACUUAUUGCCACAUUGUUCGAAAGUAAAAUUGCAUGGGGCGUUGCUCUGUGGCGAUGGGUUUAUGAUGGUGGCAGGUCAGUCAAGGACAUUCAGGCCUUGGCACCUACAAGCGCAGCAGUUUUGUCCAACAUUAAGGACUCGGUGAUUCGGGCUGCGGAACAUCAAGGGAUGGGAAGCCAGGAGGAUGUGACCGCAACCGUUAUUCAAGGUUUGGCCGAUGCUACUUCUGCACUUGGGAAGCACAAAUACUUUCUGGGAAAUACUCCAGGUGAAGUGGAUUGUCAUGUGUUCUCUCUCUUGGCACAAAUGGUUUGGAACAUGCCCGGAUCACCAUUUGAAAAAGCUAUCAAAAGGCAGCCAUUGCUGAUUGAUUAUGUCAUUCGUAUGCGAGACCAGUAUUGGCCAGACUGGGCUGAUUUGAUCCUUCAGACUAAAGAAAAUACAAAGCAAUCCAAUGAAAAUUCUUUAAGUGGAUCACCUUCGAUUUUGCAUUCCAAAUCCAUCACUUCAACAAAUGGCAGCAUCAAUAUUGCUGCCCACUCUGAACCAGAACAGAAAUUGGAUUCCGGGAAAAGUCUGGAGAAAAUGUCAACCGUUACUGCACGUCAGAGCUCAUUGGAUGGACCGGUUGUCGCACCUGUAAAUAGUACUCCGCAAAAUUCCGUAAGACCUCAAAUCAUUGAUGCUGCCAAGCCUCCCGAAGUGACAGCAUCAUUGCCUCCCGUCUCCCAGUCUCAACUCGAACAACCUUCUGCUAAAUCCACCACGGAUCAGCGAAAUGCGGAUUCAAAAAUUCCAGUAGCGAACAAUGUCCCCACCAAUAUUUUCCCAUCUACAAUGACAACUCAAUACCGUAAUGAAUGGAAUUCGGGUGUACGACAAGACGUUGCGGUGCCACAACACCAGUACAUUCCACCAAUGCAACAUCAAAGAAUGCAAAUGCAUUCCUACAUGCAAAUGCCACUCACGCCGGCACCAGUUGUUUACCCCGGAGUUGUCAGCCACCCUGGUCAGUACCCCCGAAUGGGGGAUUACAUGAGCCCAAUGUCCCAUGCCCCACCCCAGUACAUGUUCGCACCUCAAAAUUCUCCUUACACUGAAGACUUGAAACGUGCCACUGCUGCAAUUUUGCAGCCCAAACUGCAAGAAGCCCUGGAAAGGCAAAAUCAGACAUUUACAAGUUACUGUUGGCAGUGACGAUUUCUAUAACAUGGUAGAUGGCAAGAUGGAACUGAAUAUUGUCAAUUAUUCUAUUGAUUCUUAACUAUUUAUUGUCAAAAUUUGCUGUCAAAUAAAGAUAAUCGUGCGAUUAACAA
Folsomia candida is the source of this 4496-nucleotide messenger RNA. RefSeq lists its product as uncharacterized. Bases 2608 to 4377 code for a protein of 589 amino acids. Gene Ontology annotation, cellular component: cytoplasm. NCBI's taxonomy places the organism in Eukaryota, Metazoa, Arthropoda, Collembola, Entomobryomorpha, Isotomidae. The record is from RefSeq and is a predicted model, not a curated record. The transcript has 9 exons.